This is a messenger RNA of Rhagoletis zephyria (snowberry fruit fly), 396 nucleotides long. RefSeq lists its product as uncharacterized. NCBI's taxonomy places the organism in Eukaryota, Metazoa, Arthropoda, Insecta, Diptera, Tephritidae. The record is from RefSeq and is a predicted model, not a curated record.
CAACAAGUUGCCGCCGUUCUAGAAGAUGAACUCAUGGAAUUGGAAUCACUUAACUUUUCCAACUAGUUUUAUGAAGCAAUCGUGUGUGCCGAACAACUUAGUGACUUUAAACAAUCCGCAACAUAACUAUCGCAGCAUUGGUGGACUUAAGUUGAAUAUACUCUGUGAAAUACAAUGUUUUGUGAAAUUUAAAAAUGAAAUAAAAAAUGUUAAAAUAAAUAUUUUGCCUGAUAAUGAGAUGUUAGUGCCCGUCAUCUUUGGACGUGAUUUCUUGAAAUUGUUUAACAUACGGUUAACUAAAAUAAAAAAUAGAUAUGCGAAAAGCGAUUUGGUAUCCUAUAGAAACGGAAUUCCUUGCACUCCCCUGCCGGACGACUUGGUCGAAAUCUUAAACAA